Paramecium tetraurelia is the source of this 1767-nucleotide messenger RNA. RefSeq lists its product as uncharacterized. The record is from RefSeq and is a predicted model, not a curated record. NCBI's taxonomy places the organism in Eukaryota, Ciliophora, Oligohymenophorea, Peniculida, Parameciidae. The transcript has 2 exons.
AUGAUCAAAGAUUACCAAGACCAAACUCUACAAAGAAUGCAACAGAUCCACGAUAAGUUAUUAGAUGUCUAUCAUCCAAUCAUGAGACUCACCCACCAACCUAUACAUACAUUUCCACUCAACCAAGGCAUUUUAUAUUAUUACCUUAGAGCCUCAAGUCCAACUGCAAUCAAGAGAAUCCCUAAUCUAGAACAUAUUUUUGUGAAUCAAUUUCAAAAUUUACCUGCUGAUGGUGAUCUCAUCCAGCACAAAAAAGCAACAAGCAUUGAAUAUAAUCCUUUACCAUAGGAGUAGCAUUAGAAAUAUAUCGAAGAAAUUAAUUAAAAAAAAUAAGCCAUUAUUGAUUAGUAAGAAUAGAUAUCUGAUUUAUAAAAUAAGUUAUCUGAAAAAGUUCACGAUUAUGAUGUGUUAAAGGAAAAAUUUGAUGUGGAAUUCAAAAAGUUUCAAGAGGAAAUUUCACUUCAACUAAAAGGAAUAGAUUUGAAUAUUUAACUCAAUGACUACACUACAUAUUUUAUGCAAGAAAUUGAUAGGAAGGUACUCAAUUUAUAAAGUAAUAUCAAUUCUUAAAUUGAUGAAAUGAAAACAGAUAUGGAAAAUAAAUUAUAAUAAAAUGAACGCUUAUCAAAAAAUCUACUAUCUAAUACUACAAUUAGAUUACAUUAGGAUGAAUAACAUUUUCAAUAAGAACUUUAGUUUUUGUAAGAUAAACUAGACCAAAAAGUUGACAGGAAUAGAGCUGAAUAAAUUGUUGCUUAAUCGGUUGCCAUCUUGUAACAAUAAUACCAAACUUAAUUAUCGUAAGCUCACUAGCUAAUUGCAAAAAUUAAUUCAGAUAAAAGCGAUGAAAUCAAUAAAAUAAAAACAACUAUUAAUAAUACAUUACUUUAGGUAAAUCAAUAGGCAUAAAAUUCGAUCUAAGCAAUGUUAGAAAUGGUAAAAGAACAUUCUCAAAGUUAGUAAUCUGGCAAAGAGAUCUCCUAACAACUCUAACAAUAAUAUCACUCUCUGUUUUCUAAAUUUUCAUAAAUUCAGGAGUAAUUCACUUUAAAGGUUUAAGAGAAGGAUGAAAAAAUAAAGUAACUCUAAAAACAUAAUGGAGAACUUAAAAAGGAGAUUUCAGAGUCAUAAUUAAUUAUCUAAAAAUAAUAAUAGGAGUUGUAUAAAAUAUCCUCAAACAAUAAAAGUUUAAAAUCUCCUCAUGUGCAAUAAAUAUAGUCUCCUAAAAAUGCGAAAUCAAAUAGUUUUUACACUAAUUCAACAAGUGCUGGAUUAAAUUUUACCAAAAAUAGACCCUAGAGUGUUUCCAAAAAACAAAAAAAAUAACCAAAUCCAAAUCUUUUUGAAAUUAGUAUUGAUGAUUUCGCUAAUUUUAAUGAAAAUUCAAUUUUAGAUUCUAAUGACAGCAUUGAGUUUCUCGCUCGAGAUGCAAAAUCAAGCAGCAUUCAAUCUCCUAAAGAUCCUUUUAAAUCCUCCUAAUCGAUGAAUAUCAAUAGAUUUUUUAAAGAGAACAAUUCAAAAGUUCUUCAAAUUGAAAGUACAAUAAAGAAAUAAUAAGAAAACUUACCUCCUUUACAUUAAGCGAUUAAACGAAGAUUACUUUACUUGGGAAAACAAUAGAAGACUCUUCUUUGCACAUAUUCUGGAGAGCAAUUAUGUGAUGCUGAGAUGGGAUUGCAACUCCUUGAUGAUAAUGGAAAGCCUUUCGUUAUCAAUGAAGCUGAAAAGGAUGAACUAAUAGCAAGAUAACUUAUAUAACUAAUUUGA